Messenger RNA from Protopolystoma xenopodis, 666 nucleotides. NCBI's taxonomy places the organism in Eukaryota, Metazoa, Platyhelminthes, Monogenea, Polystomatidea, Polystomatidae. The record is from the annotation of a GenBank genome assembly.
AGGAAAACCAAACAUGCAGUGGAGAGCAGAGUGCAAUCGCCUGCUCGGAACCGUGGGUUUGCGUUUGCCAGCUUCUCGGAUGCCUUGGCCGCAGAAAGUCUGAUUAAGCAAGGCCGAGUUGAGUUGCUUCUGCCUCGGUGCCAACACCAAUUUUUGCUCGGCAUGCCUACACUCUCUGCCCCCUUCAGGAGGGUUCACUCUGGUAGAUGUACAUGUGAUGCCGUGGACGGACAAGAAGUCAACCUCUCUUUCGUUAAUCACUAUGGCUCCUACGUCGUGGAGGUGAAGCGGAUGAAGAGGUUUAAUGAGGCGGCGACCAUGUCGAAAAUGUUGUCCAAGAUGCCGGAUACGCUUGGGCCUCAGUCUCUGCCAAGGCUUCCUCAAGAAAGGCCUCCAAACAGCAGCGAGACUCAAGCUCAGAUCUGCUCGUCUAUCGGACCAAUGCGCCCCUCGUUGGGCGAGUCUAAUAAUUGCAACUCCUGUCGUUCACAGAGCGAGGAGAAGGAGGCUUACAAGGUCCCAGAACGAGUGGGCACAAAAGCUAAGUUUCACCUCCGAAUGCGGGAAGAAGUCCGUGACGGAUUAACCCAAUCCACAAGAUCUUCGAUGACCGAGGCGGUGAACACCAGCUCCCCACUAAUUCAGGUGGGAUUCAAGCACUCAUAA